Molecule: messenger RNA, 4130 nt
Organism: Triticum aestivum (bread wheat)
Lineage: Eukaryota; Viridiplantae; Streptophyta; Magnoliopsida; Poales; Poaceae
Product: cysteine-rich receptor-like protein kinase 26
Exons: 14
Coding region: 742-1896 (384 amino acids)
Biological process (GO): protein phosphorylation
Molecular function (GO): protein kinase activity; DNA binding; ATP binding
Source: RefSeq, a predicted model, not a curated record
GUAAGCCCAUAACCAUUUGGCCUUUUGCUUGCAUCGUCAUUGCAUUGCAGGAGGAAAGAGCGGGCUGAGAGAUGAAGCAAAAUGAGUCCAAUCGUUUCCUGUUUUGUUGGUGUCGUUGUUGUUGGCGGUAGAGAUGCUUCCGUUUUGCAUCCGUGAAGGUGUUGCCUGUGGCUGCUCUCUUGUAGAUACAGUACUGAGCCGAGUAGAGUGGACCUUGGUUAGGGCCUGGCAGGUUUGCAGACGUAGCUGGUGUGCCUGAGGCCACAAAUUAAAUGUGUGACGACGACGAGACAGAGGAGUAAUCGAUGUUUGCAGAUGCAUGUCCGGAGUCUUUAAUGUCACCGAACAUUUUUUUUUUGUUUGAACCGAAGACCGUAGAACAAUCCUUCUAUUUACCGAACAUCCUCAUCUUCAUGCCCAACUAACUGCAUCUCCCUUGCUUGCAUCCACAUCUUGUUCCGCCAACUGCAGCUUUCAGCGUCUGGGAGAAGAAAGAAAAUGGAUCCAUCAGCACCACCGCCACAUGCCUCCAGCUCUCUAGAUUCAGAUUUUGAUAUACAAAAUCUGCAACAUGGAGUGAAGACAGUGUGGUUCAAACCUAGGGAGGUUCUCGAGAUAUUGCAGAACUAUGAGCGGUUCCCAAUCCAAUAGACCCAGAAGCCACCAAGUGGUUCUUGGUUUCUUUUCGACCGUAAGGUACAUCGCUUCUACCGGAGUGACGGGUAUCAGUGGCAGAAAAGGAUGGAUGGGAAGAGCGAUUAUGAAGCCCAUGAGUACCUUGAGGUUGAUAAUGUACGUGCACUGAAUUGCUACUCUGGUCACGUAGAAAAAAAACCUACAUUCCAGAGGCGGAUAUAUUGGACGCUUGAACCGGCUUACCAGCACAUUGUCCUUGUCCACUAUAGAGACGUCCUAAAGACAACACCCACACUCAACCAUAUGCCAUUACAACAUUUGAAAGACAUUACUAACAACUUCUGCAAUGAGAGAAUACUUGGUAGAGGUGGUUAUGGUGUGGUAUAUAAGGGGGUGCUAGGAAACGGGAAAAUGGUCGCAGUGAAGAAGAUUGUGCAGUCAGUGUCAAGCUCACAUGAGCAAUUUGAGAAUGAGGUUAAUCUUCUUAUGAAACUAAAGCACCCAAAUAUAGUGCGACUACUAGGCUACUGCUAUGAAACACAACAUUUACGUAAACUUCAUGAAGGAAAGUUCAUUUUUGUUUGGUACACUGAAUGUUUGCUUUGCUUGGAGUAUUUGCCUAAGGGAAGUCUUGAUAAGUACAUUUCAGAUGCAUCUUCUGGACUUGAUUGGCCCACACGCCUCAAAAUAAUCGAGGGGAUUUCCUAUGGGCUACAGUACCUCCACGAGCAAUCCGAUGGUCCCAUUAUUCACUUGGAUCUAAAACCUGCGAAUGUAUUGCUUGAUGAAGAUAUGAUACCCAAAAUUACAGACUUUGGUCUGUCAAGACUGUUUGAUCAAAAACAAACUAUUCACACCGCAAUUACUAUUGGAACAUUAGGUUAUAUGCCGCUGGAAUACCUACGAGGUAUAAUCACACCUAUGUCAGACAUAUUUGGUUUGGGUGUAAUUAUCAUGGAGGUAAUAACGGGACACAGGGACUACCCAUAUGAUAUUAGAAAAUCUUCCACGGAAUUCAUCGAGUGUGAACUUCAAAAAUGGACAAAUGCACUGCAAAAAGAACCAAGGUAUACAUCACUUGAAAUGGAUUGCCAACGAAUAACAAGAUGCAUUCAGAUAGGUCUAAUCUGCGUGAAUCCUGAGCGUACCAAAAGACCUACAAUGAAGAAAAUUAUUGAUAUGCUUCAAGGGUUGGAAAGUAUGGAUUGGUAUAUUAGCAAUGAGCUAUCAAGCCCCAACAUCCAGGCGGAGGCGCCGUAAUUUAGCAAAGGAGAUCACCACAACGCCCAUUGCUUCUGUCUUUCUGUUGUUAUGCAAAGCUCUGGGUCUCUUCUCAUUGGCCUUCCUUGGAAGUGGUGUUUAUGCUUGAUGACUAGCUACACCAAGCAAGUGAAUGUCACAUCAUAUCUGAAAUUGUGUUGGUUCCUGGAGAAAUAUGCUUCAUGUGGCUGGUGUUGUGCACAUAGCGAUUACAUGAUCUGUGUGUAAACGAGAUAUCCUUUGGCUUGAGGAGUUGAGAUUAACACUGUUGGUUGCAAACGCAACAGUUCUAGAUAGAUACUCCCUCCGUUCCUAAAUAUAAGUCUUUUUAGACAUUUCAAAUGAAAUACAACAUACGGAUAUAUAUAGACAUAUUUUAGAGUGUAGAUUCAUUUAUUUUGCUCCGUAUGUAGUCACUUGGUACAAUCUCUAGAAAGACUUAUAUUUAGGAACGGAGGGAGUAGAUAUCUUGCUUUCCCUGCUGCUGGGAUUGUUCUUUGGUGUUAUGUAAUGAGGCUGGACUCAAUCGAAUAAUUUGAACUUUGGUUUUUCUUUUGCCAGGAGGAUAGACUUUUAUGCGUCUUUUUUUUCCUGGCUGUUCCAGUUCAUUUAACAAAAUUAUGCAAAGCUUUCGCCGCUCUUUAAGAAACGGAAGGCACGAACUAUACACCAUAAAAGAUAGAAGCAAGGGCAGAGAGACACAGUUGAAUACUUCAAUUCAUGAAGUUUUGGGCAAUCAGCAAUGUUUUAAAUAGCCCGCUAUAUAGCCUUUUCACUAGGGUGCCGCUAAAUGGUCCCAUUUACAAAUAACCCGCUAUAGCCUGCUAUAGCUCCGCUAUAGCUGAUUUUGAGGUCCGCCGCUAUUUGGCAAUAGCACGCUAUUUAAAACAUUGGCAAUCAGUGAGUAGCUCCAAUAGUCAAACAGAGCAGACAAUCCAUUAGUGGCACAAGUAAUCGAUACUGUAUGAUGAAUUCAUACAACAACAGAUUGCACAGAAGUUAGGGUAACCAAAGUUGCAUUGCACGUUUGGCCCUCACCUGUUGGGAGUUAUUUACCCAAAACCACCACACUUGGGGCUAGGGUAACAGGUCAGUACCACAUUUGAGCCAUGUCACAAGAAACCACCAACUCUGGGACUAAUUGGUAACGCGGAGCACAGACGGGCCGUUUUAGCCGCGGAAACAGCGAAUCCGACAGGUCGGGCCCACCUGUCGGGUCGACGUGGCGCGGGCUGACGGACGACGUUAGACGGGGGUUGACGGCCGUUUCCGUGCACGUGUAUUAGGCGCCGCGCGGGUCGCUGGUACGACCAGACCGCACCAGAGCACUCAUCCACAUACGACCACUCUGUCUCGACCUCAACGACCGCCACCGCCGCCGCCACCGUCGUCUCGCCGCCGUCCGCCGGUCCGCCAUGGUUUCCUGGAGCGAGGGGUCAAGCUCUUCUUCUUCGGACGACGAGUCAGUGACUAGCCAGCUUCCUAGGACCAUCCCCUGCUAUGAAUGGAGUGGCAUUGCUCAUGAGCUCUCCUCUCGCUGUCUGCAUCGCGAGCCUUGCCUCAGGCUAGUAGCAUUUGACUCUACGGACACUGGCCGACGCUUUCUUGCUUGUGCUGAGGAGAAGGCUGAACUAAAGUGCAACUAUCUGGAGUGGGUAGACCCUGAGUGGUCACUGGCUUUGCAGUUCUGCCUAACUGAAUUGUGGAGCAUGUAUGACAAAGAAAAAACAAGGACAGGCUGAGAGACAAUGUUCAGCUUGCUGAACACAAUUACAAAGUAGUUGGAGAAAAGAGGAAGAUGGAAGAAGAGCUAAGAUUUUUCAAACUUGAUUUUGCAAAAAUGGUGGCUGACAAGGAGGAUGCUAUUACUGAGCUGGGCAAUACUAGGUUGGCUCUCAAUGAUCUGAAAGAGGAGAUGGAGAAGAAGAAGCUGGCAGACCAUGGUUGCACAAACCUACAUCAGUUACUCAGGGCAAAGGCAGAGAAGGAGAGGGACAAGCUUGUGGUAGAGAGAGACCAAGUGCUGACUGAGAGAGACCAACUAAAGGAAGAGAAGAAAAAGCUGGAGUACAUCAUCUCUGAUUUGCUGAAACAGAAGCAUGGCUACAAGGACAAGAUCAAGAAGUUGAAGGAGAUCUGUGAUGAAUUUUAAUUAUGUAAUGUGGUAUUGUACUGGUGUAGUUGUGCUCUGUUGCACUGAAUACUCAGACCUAACUACAAGUUUGUAAUGUGGU